GGCUAACAGGCCGGACGCCCGAGGACCCCUCAGUCCAGAACACCUUCAGUAGCCCCUGAACCUGGCUUCAAUGACGAGGUAUCCGGCGCGCAGAUUUGUCUUCGGCAUUGCAAGGCGGGUUCCUCCUUCCGAACUCCAAGAUAGUCUUCGGGCGUAUUGAUCGUGUCUGGACCUGUAACACACACACACACACACACACAAACAACCGCGGAGAAUAUAUAUUCCAUGAGUCCAAUCCGCUGACAACUUUUUGCAACAUGACAUCACGCCCGGCCGGUCAUUAUUUCAAACCGUUUGUUGGCCUGCCGCCCCGGGUUUUGAGGCGCGGCCUUAUUGGCACGUCUUAUCCAAGCCGAGAUCGUGUCUCCUUAUUAAGGGAUUCUUAUCAACACGGACGAGGGUAACCCAACCAUCUCUCGGGUACAACUCCUUGGGAACAGGCAAGUUUUAAGGCCUCGGAGUUGGCGUUAGAUACUCACAGCCUUUAUAAAGGGGUGCAGGGCCGUCUUUCUUUCUUCCACGCUUGCUUCUUCCUCAUCUCUUGCUAUCUCGAGUUCUAACACCCAAGUUUCGACGGCUACAAGCCUCAGUCAUGUCCGGAUCCAGCCUUCCAGGCCGGUGGAUGGCCUCUUCUGUUACAGAGGAGGAUAUUGUGAAGCUUAGGGCGGCAAGAUAUCUGACCGCAGAAAUUCUCCAUCGGCUCCCUGCUGAAGGGCAGGUCAUCCCUACCCCCAGAUCCGGCGAGAGGGUCGUGUUCGUCUCCCACUUCCUCCGAGGGUUAGGUUUCGUCCUUAAUCCCUUUGUUCGCGGGCUCAUGUUCUAUUACGGGCUGGAUUUUCACGAUCUGGCCCCGAACUCUGUGCUUCUCAUCUCGGCGUUCACCGUCACGUGCGAGGCCUUCCUCCGGAUCCCUCCACACUUCGGCUUGUGGCUCAAGGCCUUCAAUGUAAAGCCGCAGGCGAUAGAGGGGAAGUAGGCGGAGUGUGGGGGUGCCAUAGUGAGCAAACUUAAUAGUGCUCUUUGGCUAAAAGGAUCCUUCACAGAAUCCUCCGACUUAUGGCAGCGGGAGUGGUUAUACAUCACCGAACCCCGUGGUUCCAAGUGGGCGGUCGCGCCUGCGUUCCGAUCCGGCCCUCCGAUUCAGCUCGCAUCGUGGGUUAAUAAGGGGUUGGACUGGGGAUCAGUUGAUGAGGUGCAGACUCUGCAGAGCCGCAUCCGGAGCCUCCUUGAGAGGGACAUUGAUCUCGUCAACGUUAUUCAGGUAAUGCUGGUUCGUCGGACCUUGCCGUGCCAGAGAUGGCCUCUCCGUAUGUGGGAGUUUGAUCCAGAAGGGCCACGGACACUUCAACACUUCUUCGGCACUACGCACAAAGGGAUGUGGAAAUUAUUUUUCGGGAAACGAAAACAGUAGCCGGAUACUACCGAAGACAUCGGCCUUGACCGCAACCAUCUGGAUACCGCGGUAAGCACCCGUCCGCCGAACACCUCUUAGUCAGGUAUCCUGUAAUAAGACACUGAGCAAACCAUCUCUUUCCAGGGCUGGAUAAAGAAAGCAUAACGGAUUAGGUGUCCGGCUCCCCUUCCCGAAGACUCAGCGGACCCCGUGCUAACAAGGAUGCUGGCGCCGGCACUGUACCAGGUGCUGGUGGAGGAGGGCGAGGUGGAGAGCGGGAAGGCCAGAGGUGGCCUUCGUUCCGAAGGUAAAUUAGACACCGAGUCCAGAGAAAUCAACGUUUCCCUGCUCGAAGACAGAGGCGAAGGAGAAGCAAGCAUCCCUUCUCCAUAUAGGAGGAAAAGGGCCGCCUCCGAAGGUUGGGAGGAAUAGGCUCCCAAGAGGGGCAAGAUGCCAUCACCGGGCGGCUCGGGAUUAGAAGGCGACGCCGUUACACAGCUCCGUCGUGAGGACAGGCCUUCGACCAAAUCGUAAGUGAAUCCAGGGUGCUUUAAUCACAUCCCGUUCCUUUCCUGUUACCGAAGUGACAUGUAGUACAUAUAUGUAUCACAGUUCGGCACACAGUUUUCCUCAGCAAUCCUCUUCCUCGGGAGAUCUUCUCCUAGAGAUGAUGGAAAGCGAGACGCCUCCCCCGGCCUCCUCGCCCAAUAAGGCGGACGACUCCGAAGUGUCGUCCCGGAGUGUUUUUCUUGAUCAACAAGCGGCGCGAGGGAUGAAGAAGGCAUUACCCGAAGGUGGUCCCCCGAUCGCCCGGGGUUCGGGGGCCAACAAUGAAGGCCCUGGACUGUCCGGUAUUCGGCCAGCGAUGAUUCUGGGGACAAGUGAACGGAUUCCUUCGUAGGAAGGCCGAGCUCCUACAGUGGCUUUCGGAGACCCGGCGGCGCCGGAUAUGUUGAAGGAUAUGCUGCGACAAGCAUCUGUCUUGGAGGAACAGCGUACCCUGAUGGGUACGGUGGUUGAGAGGAUUCUGUCCGCGAAGAGCAGAUUGAAUGAAGCCUUCAUGAGCCUGCUAAGAGGCUUCGAGGUUUGUGAUGUAAUACUUUCAACUGUAUUUUAUUUGCAAAAUGCACCUGUGUAUAGGUAGUAGCCCCUGAGACUCGGGUUGGCUUCCCAUGGGAGGCGAUCAGAGGAUCAAGAAGAAAUGCUCAGGGAUAAUCUGGUUAAUUUGUAACACAUGUUGUUUCUCCCUUGACGACUGCCCGGACUACAGAGAUUGCCGAGCUGCAGCAGAAGCUUGAUGUGGCAGGGGAUGACAUUGCGUUAAUCAAUAGGCGUCUUGACGAGUUGCAAGGUAUGUAUUCGGAGCAGUCAUUGCACAUACGUGUUUGUAAUAUAAGCAUGACGCUGAAAAUUGUAGGCUGGGAUAUGUAUGGCUGCAGAUGGUGUCGCCGCCGUUGAAGUUCUUCGGGCGGAGCUAGCUCAGGCCAAGGAGCAGGCCCGGUUUAGUAAUGCGGCUGCCGAAAAGGCAUUGGCCGAGUUAAAGACCGAACAAGCUGCCCGGCACCAAGACGAGGAGAAAAUAUCCACGAUGGCGCUCGAACUAAAAAAUGCUACUAGCUGCUGUGAAUUCCUUGAGAAGGAGAAUAAAGCCAAAAUGGAUGAUCUUGACAAGGCCUUGCGGGAGGCCAAAGAAGCUCGGACCGCAUCUAGAGCGGCCCGUGAGGAGAUCCGGCAAUCUGGGGAGACCGCGGCUGAUGUGUUUUUGGACUUGCCGAAGAGUUCUUCCGAUGCGGCGCAGUUUUACCAAGCGCAAGAGGGAUAUGCAACGGAGAAGCUUUUCUGGUCACAGUUUGGUGCACCAAAGCGCCCUCUGCUGCUGAAUGAACAGAUGUCCCAAUGGGCCGAGCUUCACAGGAUAUCCGGUGCUGCCAUGAAGAACGUCGUAAUCCUGUUGUGGCCGACUGAGCCUAUUCCGAAUAGCUACUUUGGCUUGGUGCAGCGGCUUGCUGAUGCGGUGCCACGUAUCGAAGCCGUUAAGCGGUCGGCGUGCAUUGAAGGUGCACAGAUGGCCUUUGCCGGUGUCAAGACAUAUUGGGGGAAGAUGAAGGCCAUCGAUGUUUCGGCGAAGAGUCCACCCAAGGGCAAGGACCAUCACGCACCAGAGCAUUAUUUUGAGUACGUCGUAGAGGCUGCCCGCUUGAUAGAGGGUCAAUGUUCGAAAGACAUAAUAUUCGAUUGAAGUGUAAGCGAAUUGUAGAAGACAAUUUUUAUGAUCAGACUAUAUUUUAGUUUUGCCUGAA
This is a messenger RNA of Aegilops tauschii subsp. strangulata, 3693 nucleotides long. The record is from RefSeq and is a predicted model, not a curated record. Lineage: Eukaryota; Viridiplantae; Streptophyta; Magnoliopsida; Poales; Poaceae.